Molecule: messenger RNA, 1296 nt
Organism: Penicillium malachiteum
Lineage: Eukaryota; Fungi; Ascomycota; Eurotiomycetes; Eurotiales; Aspergillaceae
Product: general substrate transporter
Exons: 3
Coding region: 1-1296 (431 amino acids)
Biological process (GO): carbohydrate transport; transmembrane transport
Cellular component (GO): membrane
Molecular function (GO): carbohydrate:proton symporter activity
Source: RefSeq, a predicted model, not a curated record
AUGGGUAUGAUAGCUCUCACUGGCGCGGCCUUAGCCAGAGCCCGUUACUUCCCAGAAAUUGAUACCAGCAAUACUACUGGGGCCGUCAAGGCUGAAAAUGCCAGAGCUCAGGGGACAGUUGUCGCCAUAUACACCAUCGGAUGCCUCAUCGGUGCUCUUGGUAUCACACAGAUUGGGAACAGAUUUGGACGUCGUAAAUCUUUGAUCGUUGCAGCUGUCAUCGCAGCUAUCGGUCAGAUACUCCAGAGCUCUUCAUUCAGCAUCGGUCAACUCGUUGUGGGUCGGAUCAUCUCCGGCAUUGGAAAUGGCGGAGUCAAUGCUGUCGUACCUGUUUGGCAAAGUGAGUGUACGGCAUCUAAGAAUCGUGGCAAGAAUGUUGUUAUAAUCGGUGUUUUCAUUUCUUCUGGAGUCGCUGCUGCUGGUUGGGUCAAUGUUGGUUUCUCGUUCAUGUCCAGCAACGAGAUCGCAUGGCGAUUUCCUCUCGCGUUACCCAUUCUCUUCACUCUAAUGAUUAUGGGCUUCACUUCUCUUUUCCCGGAAUCUCCCCGUUGGCUGAUCAGCAAAGGCCGCCUGGAGGAAGCUCAUGUUGCGAUGCAGAAGCUAUCUCGAGAAGCAAUCAUUGACGAUGCACAAAUUCGUAUGGAAAUCGAUAACAUCGCUAGCCUUUUCCAACAAAGCUCACAGUCCGAGCGUGGCUUUCUUGAUCUCGUCAGGCCUGGAGACCAAAGGCUUUUCUAUCGCAUGUGUCUUGCUGUUGACAUCAACUUCGGUGCUCAGAUGACUGGUGCAAAUGUCAUUUCUUAUUAUGGCUCCACAAUUUUCGAAGACUCUUUAGGUCUUGCGUCGAAGAAAGCUGCCUUGCUCGAUGCAGGUGCCUUGACCUGGAAGAUAUUUGCUGCCAUUUCAGUCUACCUCUCGGUGGAUCGUUUUGGUCGCAAACCCCUAUUUAUCAUUGCCUGCCUUGGGAUGGGGUUUUCAAUGGCUUCUCUGAGUGGCUCGAUCGGAACUGCUACCCAUUGGUUGUUCAACUUUGUUAUUGCUGAAAUUACUCCUGUCGCGUUUGUCACGAUCAAGUGGCGGUACUGUAUUGUUUACGCCGUUAUCAGCGUGAGUGCAGCGGCUAUGGUGUACAUUUUCUUCCCUGAAACCAACUGUCGAUCACUGGAGGAAAUGGAUGAGUUGUUCUCGGAUCCAGACCACUGGUGGCAGGUGCCCAGCUAUGCUCGAGCAUUGAGAACAGAACGACCUGACCCGUCGCCCACCAAGACGUCUAUCUCACAUAUUGAGAAGGUUUAA